Molecule: messenger RNA, 1965 nt
Organism: Blepharisma stoltei
Lineage: Eukaryota; Ciliophora; Heterotrichea; Heterotrichida; Blepharismidae
Source: the annotation of a GenBank genome assembly
AUGGAACCAAGAUAUAGCUUCAUCCGAAUACUUCGCGAUUACUUGGAAAGAAUUUUUGAAGACAACCAAGGCAUGAAGUCUUUAGUUCUUGAUCAUGAAACGACUUCAAUUAUAUCACUCAUUAUCACCCAAUCAGAAAUUUUACAAAAAAAUGUAUUCCUAGUAGAGCCGAUUGAAAAAUCUAUUUUAGUAUCAGAUGCUGAUGAACGCUUAGGCCACCUUUCUGCGAUCUAUAUUAUAAGACCUACUGAAGAUAACUUUUCAAAGCUUUCUCAAGCCAUUUCAAAUCCGAAAUAUGGGAAUUACCAUCUCUACUUCACAAAUGCAGUCCCGCCAGCCUUCCUCAGCCGCCUUGCUUCUGCAGAUCGUCAAGAAAUUGUCAGACAAGUGUUUGAAAUUUUUUCUGAUUUUUACCCAAUUAACCAUGAUUUGUUUACUCUUAAUCUCCCCAGCACAAUUGGGUUAACAAAAUCCUAUCAAAGAUGGCAGCCUCAAGAUGUUGCACUUAUGGAUCGUAUGGUCCUUGGCCUAUUCUCUGCACUUCUUGCAAUUAAAAAGCUUCCAGUCAUCCGAUAUCAACGCAAUUCUGAGCUCUGCUAUUCGCUUGCCGAUAGGAUCCAUUCUAAGCUUAGAGAAGAUCCAGACUUAAUGAGUUUAUAUACAGGUAGAUCCUCAAAUGGCCACAAAACAACUAUUGAUAAUGUCGACCAAUCAACUGUUUUAUUAAUUUUAGACAGAAGAGAAGACCCAGUCACCCCACUUUUGCAUCAAUGGACAUAUCAAGCUAUGCUUCAUGACCUCUUAAACUUAGAUAUGAAUAAAGUCAGCUUAAAGCAGGUAAGCAAUGAUUUAAAACAAAUCGCGUUAUCCAGCAUUCAAGACCCAUUUUAUUCAGAGAAUAUGUUUUCAAAUUUUGGUGACUUGGCACUCAGCAUCAAAAGCUAUGUAGAUCAAUAUGAGCAAGCGAGACAGACAACGGGAAAAGUAGAAAGUAUUGAAGACAUGAAGAGAUUUAUUGAAAUUUAUCCAGAGUUUAAUAGGAUGGCAGGAAAUGUAAGCAAGCAUGUCACUUUGACUUCAGAGCUCGAUCAUGCGAUAAAAGCAAGGCUGCUGCUAGAUAUCAGCGAAAUUGAACAAGAUAUAGCAUGCAAUGAAAAUAGAGGGGAUCAAUUUAGGCAAAUUUGUGAAAUGCUGAGGGAUUCAAGAUUCAAUAAUUUUGAUAAGGUAAAGCUGGCACUUCUAUAUGCUCUUAGGUAUGAGAAAGAUGACAAAAUUAAUCAAAUUAAGGAUAUGCUCAGGCAAAAUGGAAUUAAGGAAGAGCAGGUUGAACUGAUUGACGCAAUUAUACAGUAUGCAGGGUCAGAAGUAAGGCAAUGCGACCUUUUUCAUAAUAAAAAUUUGUUUGCGAGAGCAAGAUCGAAGGUAACGACUGUCCUUAAAAAUGUUCCAAAUGUCUAUACUCAGCAUCAGCCAUACUUAAUCAAUACUAUUGAGCACUUAAUUAAAGGUAAACUUAAAGAAUCAGAAUUUACUCCUACGGCUCCUUUUAAAUCCUAACUCUCCCCCUUCGUGAGCGAACAAGAAAAAGUUUAUAGCAAUUUGUUUUUUUCGAAAUUUAAAAAAUCCUAAUUUGCAAAAAUUGGAAACUAAAUAUUUAUUUAAUUUUUUUUAAAAUAAAAUUUGUUUAAAAUUAAACAGAAUUAGCUAGAGAUUCAUUUAUACUAAUAAUCACUUAUAUAUCAAAAUUUUUUAUUAAAAAAUUUUUAUAGGAUUUUUCCUAAAGAAAGGAUAUCCACAAUCAUUAUAUUUAUGGUGGGCGGAACUACUUAUGAAGAAGCCAAAGAGAUAGCAUUAAUGAAUCAAAGAGGAAUGGAGCCUACAAUAUUGCUAGGUGGAUCUUACAUACAUAAUUCUGUCAGCUUUUUGGCAGAAAUAACGCAGCUUAUAAUGAGAAACGAAAUUUAG